CUGUUUUGUUGUGAACGUCAGGGGCAUUUCUUCUUCGAGAAGGCUCGUAAAGCAGAUGAGGAAGCAAAUGAAAAGAUUUUUGAAACUAGCAGUAAUGUAGACGCACAAGACUUUAUGAUGCUUGACUUGCAUGAGGUUGGUGCCAAGGACGCCAUACGGCUUUUAAAGUGUCAUCUGUCUUCACUUGCAGGCAUCCCUUGCAUCAAGUAUCUCAAGGUUGUGUUAGAGGGGAAUGAUGAAGAUAUCUCAAAGGGAGCUCGAAGACGAUUGGUUAUGAAACUAUUAGAGAGAGAAUCCAUCACCUGGAGCGAAGAUGAAAAUAUUGGAACAAUUUCAAUUCGCUUGGAUAUUGUUGACCCGAAAAGUUUGAGUUUUGCUAAAAAGUAGGAGGGGACUUGGCUUCGAAGAAUUUAUCUGUGUUCAACUCCAAUACCUUAAGUCAUUACAUCUUUUUAUUGAAAUCGAACAAAUAUUCUGAAUAUUAAUCUUUAAAAUUUAUAUGUAUGGAUAUUAAGAUAUGUAUUUUCCAUUCUUUGGAAACAUGGAUGGUGCAUGAAAUAUAGAAAUAACAAUUGCAUGGGAUUUUCUUGUUAGCAA
Carica papaya (papaya) is the source of this 597-nucleotide messenger RNA. The record is from RefSeq and is a predicted model, not a curated record. NCBI's taxonomy places the organism in Eukaryota, Viridiplantae, Streptophyta, Magnoliopsida, Brassicales, Caricaceae.